This is a messenger RNA of Diachasma alloeum, 1311 nucleotides long. RefSeq names its product GPN-loop GTPase 1. The record is from RefSeq and is a predicted model, not a curated record. The coding region runs from base 46 to 1230 and encodes 394 amino acids. Gene Ontology annotation, molecular function: GTPase activity. The transcript is spliced from 5 exons. Lineage: Eukaryota; Metazoa; Arthropoda; Insecta; Hymenoptera; Braconidae.
UUCCAAAAGCAUCAUGGUUCCCACGUGUUGAUACGAAACAACCGAAUGUCUGCAUCUGCAUCGAGUGGAGAGGGAGAGUGUAAGGGGGAAUCGAUGGACACAGGAGAGGCAGGGGCUGCCUCUGCCAGGGGCGGCGGAGCCAGGGAAGCCUCGAGGAAAGGCCCAGUCUGCAUCAUCGUCCUGGGAAUGGCUGGCUCUGGAAAAACAACUUUUGUCCAGAAAAUCGUGUCGACUUUGUAUGAGAGUGGGAAGCCCUAUGUCGUUAAUCUGGAUCCAGCCUGCAGGGAAGUGCCCUAUCCCACGAAUAUAGACAUUCGAGACACUGUGAACUACAAAGAAGUGAUGAAGCAGUAUCGUCUGGGCCCGAACGGUGGCAUCGUCACAACCCUCAAUCUAUUCUCAACGAAGUUCGACAAAGUCGUGGAGUUGAUUGAUAAAGCUGGAGAAGAGCAUGAAUACGUUGUGCUCGAUACACCAGGGCAGAUCGAGGUGUUCACGUGGUCUGCCAGUGGGACGAUCAUCACUGAAGCCCUCGCCUCCCAGUUCCCAACGAUUGUCGUUUACGUUUUGGAUACUGUGAGGAGUGUCAGUCCCGCCACAUUCAUGUCAAACAUGCUGUAUGCGUGCUCUAUUUUGUAUAAAACGAAGUUGCCGUUCAUUGUCGUCAUGAACAAGAUUGAUAUAGUUGAACACAGUUAUGCAGUGGAGUGGAUGCAGGAUUUCGAAGCAUUCCAAGAAGCCCUCGACUCAGAGACAAGCUACAUAAGUAAUUUAACCAGAUCCAUGGCCCUGACUCUCGACGAAUUCUACAGUCACUUGAAAAGCUGUGGAGUUUCCGCAAAAACUGGAGUGGGAAUCCCAGAGUUCUUCAGCCUCGUCAAGGAAGCUGUGCAGGAAUACGAAACAGUUUACAGAAAAGACUGGGAGAAACUGAGAGCAGAGAAAGCCUCAGAGAUUGAAAAACGAAAAUCGAAGUUGAAUGUGGCAGUAGCCAAGGCCCAAACCGCAGGGAUAACGACAGUCUCCACUGGACAAGACAUAGCUGAUGUCUACCUCAAGGCCUCUGGCGAUGACUCCAGUCCAGACGAGGAUGAAGAAGUCCCUGAGGAUGCCAACGACGAGGACAGAGCUGCUGAGUCAUUCAAAGAAUAUCUUAAUCGACAUAAAGAAGAGCAAGUGAAGCGUGCAAAAAGACAGAAGGCUGAUGCAGACUCUGCGCUGGGCUCUUAACGACUAUAAUAUUAAAAUUACUAAUAUAAAUUAUGAAAGAACGUGGAUUUUUAUUACUUAAAUAUAUUUUUUUGCCUUGUA